This is a messenger RNA of Meira miltonrushii, 399 nucleotides long. RefSeq lists its product as uncharacterized. Lineage: Eukaryota; Fungi; Basidiomycota; Exobasidiomycetes; Exobasidiales; Brachybasidiaceae. Gene Ontology annotation, biological process: protein folding. The transcript has 3 exons. Gene Ontology annotation, cellular component: cytoplasm; prefoldin complex. Gene Ontology annotation, molecular function: protein folding chaperone. The record is from RefSeq and is a predicted model, not a curated record. The coding region runs from base 1 to 399 and encodes 132 amino acids.
AUGCCGCCAGUUCCAGAUGAAGCACUGCACAAGAUCAUUCAACAAAUUCAAACUCAAUUGGUAAACUCUUCACGUCAAUUGAGCAUGGUAAAAGCACAAUUGCAAGGACAUGAACAAGGUAAACGUAGAUUAGAGCUUACGAGACAACAGCUCGAUCAAGAAACCAAACAAGGUGGAGCAGAUGUACGAUUAUGGCAAGGUGUCGGGAAGAUGUUUGUUUUGGAAGAUGAGAGUACAGUUCAAGCGAAGCUAAACACAAAAUUGAAAGAAUUAGAAACAGAGAUUGCAAAUUUGACAAAGAAGCAAAAGUUCCUGGAAAAGCAGACAAGCGAAGCUCAAGGACAUAUGCGAGAUAUUUUCUCCGGUUUAGAACAACAACAGAAACAGCAGGCUGCAUAA